AUGAAACGAGUAAUCACGCGCAAUGACCGAUCGACGCGUGUGAGGAAUGUGUACACCGCGACUCUUUACGUUCAUAAGGCGAAUGUUACUAGCCGCAUUCGAAUGAGAUUGGCCGUACUUUUGUGGCUUUAUGUUUCUGUACUGUACUCCCUUCUGGUCUUUCUCGCUUCAGGACACGAGGUGUCGACGGAAUCCGAGAUUGCCUUACUACCGCGCAUCACGUCGCAGCCGGGCCUGUCAGGCCAGGAAUCGGUCUCACCUGAACCGAGACAUCGAUCUGAAAAAGUAGCACAACGCCGCGAGCGAUCCCGCAGACAGCAGUUCGCUAUCCCGAGAUUCAACUCGGAGCGGUCACCGGCGACGACGCCACUUCUUGGCCGACACAACAGCCUCCGCCGCUCCAGCAGCAAUCGCAGCAGCGAAAACGACCUUUUCCAUCCGGGGCAUCGGUAUUAUGUUUCUUCUCCCGAAUGUGGGAUCGAGUUCUGCGGGGUGCGGGAAGUCCCGCGCGAGAGCAUCAGCUUUCUGGAACGGCUCGGAGGAGGUGAUUUCGCCACGAUCUUUUUGUGCAAGAUUCCGAGGCGAAGCAGUGGGUCUGCAGAGGAUUAUAAUCUUCCUGGGGAGUGCUUCGAGUCCACCGAGCUUGUCGUGCUGAAGACUUUGACACGCUGUAAUGCCAGCGACUCGGAGAGUGCGACGUUGGCGCAGGAGGUAGCGCUGUUAUCUGAGCUGCGCGACCCCAACAUUGCCAACAUCAUCGGGAUUUCGAGGACGACCGAGGAUCCGUUGUCACGCUAUUCAGUGAUAGUGGAGUACUUGCCAUUCGGCGACCUUCACUCGUUCCUGCGGACCAAGAAUCGAUCCGCCCCAGGGACCGAAUUCCUGCCGGACCAGGACUUCGAUACUUUUCUCAGCAGUGUGAACAAGUUGACCUGUGGAGAUUUGUUAUUCAUGGCGACGCAAAUCGCAUCGGGAAUGAUGUAUCUAGAGUCCCUCACCUGCGUGCACCGUGAUUUAGCCGCGAGGAACAUCCUCGUUGGCUCUGGACUGCAUGUCAAGAUCUCAGACUUCGCCAUGUAUCAAGAAAAGUUCAGUCGUGAUUACUACAUGUUUGAAAAUACCAAACUGCCUAUUCGCUGGAUGGCUUGGGAAGGAAUCUCUACGGGAAAAUGGAGCGGCGGAAGUGACGUCUGGGCCUUCUCUGUGACCCUCUGGGAAAUUUUCACGUUUGCCCAAGGGCAACCUUAUGAUGGUCUGUCUGACGACGAAGUAAUCCGCAACGCCAUAGUGCACGAGUUUUCCCCUCAGGUGAGUUGGAUCUCUUGUACCACGCCCCCUUUUCGCUACUGCUGCAAGGAAUUUUUUUUAUCGCUACGAGGAUUUCUGUUAACUUGCUGGCUUAUCAUCUUUGAGCUCAUCAUCGUCAAAGUUAUGCACCAUUUUCAUGAUCGAUCUCACCUAGAAUGA
Messenger RNA from Notodromas monacha, 1467 nucleotides. The record is from the annotation of a GenBank genome assembly. NCBI's taxonomy places the organism in Eukaryota, Metazoa, Arthropoda, Ostracoda, Podocopida, Cyprididae.